Molecule: messenger RNA, 1758 nt
Organism: Sabethes cyaneus
Lineage: Eukaryota; Metazoa; Arthropoda; Insecta; Diptera; Culicidae
Product: fork head domain-containing protein FD3-like
Exons: 2
Coding region: 1-1758 (585 amino acids)
Biological process (GO): cell differentiation; anatomical structure morphogenesis; regulation of transcription by RNA polymerase II
Molecular function (GO): DNA-binding transcription factor activity, RNA polymerase II-specific; RNA polymerase II cis-regulatory region sequence-specific DNA binding
Source: RefSeq, a predicted model, not a curated record
AUGCAUGCCACUGCCUCGCCACUAUCGUCACCAUCUCCUUUGGAUCUCCGGCCCGUGCUUCCUGGUGCAAUUAUUUCUUCAAACAUGCAUCCCGCACACGAUUCUUUGCACAGGGUUCAAAGCCCUGUCAGCGUUGUUAACAACGUGAAUCAACAGCACAACCACCAUCAGCAUCAACAGUCACAUCAUCAUCAUCAUCAUCAUCAUCACCACAGCCACCAUCUUCAGAAUAUCCCGAACGGAAAUACUGCUAGCAACAAUAGUACUACUGCCACCGGAAGCAAUUCCAGCAGUGGCAACACUACAAACGAUAACACCAGCAAUCAGCAGGAUGACACCGGUGAUGGGAGCAGCAGCAGUGCAGUUGCAACAAACAAUAGUACCAACGGAACGGGAAGUACAAAGACUUCACGCGCUCAGGCAUUGGUAAAGCCGCCUUACUCGUAUAUUGCUCUCAUUACCAUGGCGAUACUGCAGUCGCCGCAGAAGAAACUGACGCUUAGCGGGAUCUGUGACUUUAUUAUGAAUAGAUUUCCGUACUACAAGGAAAAGUUUCCCGCCUGGCAAAACUCCAUCCGUCACAAUCUGAGCCUGAACGAUUGCUUCAUCAAAAUACCUCGCGAGCCCGGCAAUCCCGGCAAGGGAAACUUCUGGACGCUAGACCCGCUGGCCGAGGACAUGUUCGACAACGGAAGUUUCCUCCGACGGCGAAAACGCUACAAACGCACCACCAUCCCGCCAGGAAUGAACUUUCCGUCGGUGUUUAAUCCUUUCGCCCCAUUCUGGAUACGAAAGCCGGUCCCGGUGAUACCGAUGCAAUUUCCACCGCAUGCCAACAUGGCAGGAUUCGCCGAUGGGCUAGGGAUACCUGCGCGGGGUGAUUUUAUUCUGGACAGUAAAUUGAAUUUGUUUGGAGGAAAAAUCGAUGAUUUGAAUGCAGCAGUAAUGGAAAACAGUGAAUUUUUGCAACGCAAUGUGGAGAGUUUGAAAAUUUCCAGUGCCAUGAACAAAUUUUUUCACGGUUAUAAUAGUGGAGAAGGAGGUCCCAGUGGUUCUUACGAAGACAGUGUAAAUAGUUUACAGUGCAAUAAUAAUAACAAUAAUAACAAUAGUAGUUCAAUUAUUAGUGAUAGUGUGAGUGGUUACUUCAGUAAACCUAACAACAACGUUCCUAUGACAAUCCCCAAUGAACGAUAUCCGUCGGGUUCUUCUCCAUCAGCUGUGGCCACCGGGGAUAAUACCAGUCCUUACGACUUAGAACUUUCUAACGACGACAGAAUCGAUGUCGAAAGUGAUGAUGAUUACAAUUCUAUAGGGAGAGUGUACGAAGCCGAACGAAAACACGACGAUUGUUAUUCAAAGCUUAAUGGACAAUACUCACCGGCAGAGAAGAAAUUGCAUACCAAAGAUCUAAGGUCUAAUGAAAUUACGAAGCUUCAUAAUGAAAUCGAAGACGACUGCUGCGAAGAUGAUGAUAACUCGGAUAAAAUCAGUAGUGGAUCGCAGGAUUUUCAACGGAGCUCUAAUAAAAAAGUUUAUAACUAUGAAGACUCUGGUCAUUUUCUACCAAACGCUAUCGCGGGAAGAUGUCAAACGUCGAAGCUCACCCUAGAAACUAGUGAUGAACUUAAUGUAGUCGACAGCUACGGUGAAACGAAGCUGGUUGGAUUUGACUUCGCCAAUCGAAAGCGCAAGUAUGGAAAUACCACAGGAUUCAGCAUAGAGAACCUGAUUGGCUGUAACGUGAACGACAGAUGA